Necator americanus (New World hookworm) is the source of this 477-nucleotide messenger RNA. RefSeq lists its product as uncharacterized. NCBI's taxonomy places the organism in Eukaryota, Metazoa, Nematoda, Chromadorea, Rhabditida, Ancylostomatidae. The transcript has a single exon. The coding region runs from base 1 to 477 and encodes 158 amino acids. The record is from RefSeq and is a predicted model, not a curated record.
AUGUUCGAACUCGAAGGUCUUGGUAUAUCAGCACAAAAAUGUCAAAAAGACGACAUAAUCCACAAAUACCUUGACGAAUAUUCAAAGAGAAUUUCGUUCGAACAAGGACGCAUAAUUGCUCCAUUUCCUUUGAAAGAAAACAUUCCUGAACUUGAGAAUAACUACGCUGUAGUUAUUCGCCGCCUGGAGUCAUUGCAAAAGAUGCUCCAGCAAAACCACUUACAACGUGAAUGGUACAACAAAAUCCUCAAAAAUUACGAGGAAGCCGAAGUUAUCGAGCAUUUCGAAAACGCUGAAGCUAGCGCUGUAGGAGUCUACUACAUGCCGCAUUCAGCCGUUUGGAAAGCAAACAAGAAAACGCCUUGGAGAAUAGUUUUUGAUGCUUCCUCAAAACGAAAGGGAAAGCUAUCGUUAAAUGACGUGAUCCACAAAGGAGAGUCAUUCAUUAACAAAAUUCACGAAAUUUUGUUAGCAUAA